AUGUCGUCGAUCUACCCCGAGGCCACGAACAACCAUCAAGAUGAGCAAGCCUUUCUGUCCCGUGCCGCCAGCUACAACCACCUUCCCGACCUCGCCGCCGAACAACCCUGCCCUCCCAGUCUGCGAAGGACCUUCUCCGACUUGACGUAUCCAAACCAUUCCGAAUCACCGUCCAAGGAAGAUGUAGCUGCUGGGAAGGAUAUCUUGCGCCGGACCUCCCUUCGUUCCAAGGAGAAAACAACCAUUGCGGUCUCGCGAUUUACGGUUUCGAGCGAAGACUUGACCAAUCCGAUGGACGGGGAAACCCUGGUUCCUCCCGCCGACGUCCCGGAAACGCCUCCCCCGGUCGUGGAGGCCCAGACCACAGAGACACGACCUCUAGAGGCCCAGGCCUCGGAAACGCCAGCCCCUCCGGAACCUGUCACCCGCCCCUCCAAGGCGCGCUCGAUGUCCGGCAGGCUCGUCAGCUUGGCCCGGAAACCUUGGACGUCAAGCAGCGCACCGCAUCGUUCGCCCGCCCCGUCCGCGAGAAGUGCUCGAGUGCGGGCCUUGCGCACCGACGAGCCCUCACCACCAAGCUCGCAAUCCUCGUCUCCAAAGACCAGCAUUCAGCUUGAUACCGCUCCGGGACCCGAUCCCGCCACCCCUUCUCGCAAGCGGACGAUUCUGAACAAACGCCCUCGGCGUCCAACGGUAGCUGUCGUGACGCAGAGCCGGUCAGACAGCCCCGGUACCCCUAGCAGUCCGUCGCCGCAUCCGCUCUCGACGAAGACCUCGCUGGAACGACUCACCGCCUCUUUCAAUGUGUCCACCCCGGUGCUGCCCCCAAUGCCCAAGUUGCCGCCCUCUGCCGCCAACGCCCACGGCGGCGUCGAUGUCCCACGGAAGAAGGACGAGCUCUGGGCUGUCUUUCGUGGCCUCGAGGCUGAUUUUCAAAAGUUCCAAGCAAAGUCCAGCGCCUUGAAAGCCAAUGUCAUUCGCUCAUCACUACUACCAUUUCUUAAUCGUAAUCAUUCGGAUCCUUCCUAUAAAUCUCUACGCCCGGAAGACCUGGACCGCCGAGUCAACAUACUCAACAAAUGGUGGACCGGGCUACUGGAGAUGCUUAAUGGCAAACACAACCAAUCCAUAUCAGGCACGGACAGGCCGGUCUAUCUCGAGGCUGUAGUUGGGAUUAUGACCCGACCGGAAUGGAGGAUUCCGUUUCCCGUGCCCCCGUCCGGCGGAAGGUCGCCCAAACCGUUGCAGCACGCCUCGACUUCUAUCUCGGAGAGCUCGGAAGGCUCGUCGGGCUCCGAUUUCCUCGUCGAAUCCAUCCACCACAACAUUCGGAACAUCUUCACGCAGAACCUACUUUCUCAGAUGUCGUUCGUGGUGGAACGGAUGUCCAUGAGACACGCCCCCGCUAGCCUGGUGGCAUUCUGCGGGAAAGCUUGCGCCUACGCCUUCUUCUUCUGCCCCGGAGUUGCAGAUAUCCUUGUGCGCUUGUGGAACACGCCGCCCAGCGUGUUUCGGCGAAUCUUUGCGCAGUCAAAUGUCGACCGAAGCAACAGCACGCGCGCGUUCACCCAGGACCUGGCGUUGAAUUUCCCCGUGGCUCUGCGAUCACUUGCUUUCCACGCACAUACUCCCUUGGUCCGAUACCUCCGCCAGAAGCCUGACGUUCCUCUGAGCACGGCGCAGCUCCCGUGGCAGAGCCCGUGGGUCUCGCGGUGGUGCGGCCGUGACUCGGAUCUCUUCUUCGUUUUUGUCAAGUAUAUACACAUUUUGUAUGCCGAUGCCCUGCCUUGCGAGCUCGAGAAAGGGCAGCGGCUUUUGGCGCCAGGUUUGCUUCCGGUUCAUUCCCAACUUCUUGUCGUUCUCGAGGACACUUUGUACAAGCAGUCCAUCCCGCAAGCGCCGGAAAAUACGCACACGGCCGCUGCCAUUACAUUCGACGACUUUAUCGAAGGCGCCGAUGCGGCUGUCUCGGCUCUUCCCCUGGGAGCUGCCAACAGUCACCGUUCAAUGGCCGAGAAUCGAUUGAUUAUUCUCCUUCGAGACUUUCUCUCCGAGUCUUCGGUCGAGCCAAAACAAGCCCGGCUUUUGUACGCCGAAUCAUUUUCCACAAUCAUGAAAACGGCAGCCCAGAUGACGUCGCUUUUUGACCACAAUGCAUGCUUCUUGCUUUGCGAUUUUGUGGAAGAAGUUGUCCCUAUCAUGACUCGCUUCUCGCGCACAUCGGAGGAACCCGAAAUUUUUGACUGGAAAUUCUGGCAGCAAGUUUGCAAGCAGAUGAUUCAAAGCCACAAUUCCCUGACCGAAGUACGGGUAUUCUCGUUUCUCUUCGCCAUCUGGAGUCCGUGGACUGCUUCCGAGGAGCGCAAGGAGGAUCUCUGCCUCGGCUUCCUCUUGCAUGAACCCUUGUUCUUUCACUAUUUCAAUCACUGGAGCCCUAUGGUUCGUGCCUAUUUCCAUCGCCUGGUGUGUUGGAGGCUAGGUAGAUUUAACGGUGAUCCAACUCCUCUCGACACGAAAAUCUAUGAGACGCUGUCGGGUCGACUGCUUCGGAUUUGGCGGUAUUUCCUUGCGUUCCAAACUCGGGCCGAAGAAUCUGCCACCGCGCUGCUGUCUUCUGCCCCCUGUACGCCGGCACCGGGGCGCAGGAUCAUCAUCAUCCGAUGUGAUAAUCCUCUAUCCCCAGCAAACCUAUUCGUAUCUUUCGAUCGUGUUGUUCCUCCUGUUCCAUCCGAGCAAAACAGCUCUACCAGUAACACCUCUUCACAACCCGCCGAUCCCACUCCAGCUCCUGAAAUUCCUCCGCCCCCUAAGAAACGAUGGAAUCUUCUCAAAGCCAUGUUUGGCGGGUCGUCAAGCGCCAAAUCAAGCGGAGAUAGUUCGCCUACAAGCAGCUCCGACGAGUCCGACACCGGUGGAUCGGACACCACGGUGGCAGCUGAUAAGUGCCUGGAUGGUCACUGGCGCCCUAAGAGUCACUCGGGGGAGCUCGCUCGUCCCAAAACCGCCCACCAGCCGUACUCCUUCAAAUUCUCUCUAGAAUGGAUGGACCGGCCUCAAUGGCCUAGUCGGAACAAGCGUCUUUACACUCCCUGCAUCCCAGUGGCGGCUCAAUUACACUUACAACUUCGGAGCUCAAUAGUCAAAUCCGACGACUCCGAAUCAACGUCAGAUUCCGCAUCCGCCGGACAAACCGAGGAUGGAAAGAAGAACGACUUGGCGGCGGUUGACGACACAGCUAUGACUGGAUCCGACACUGCUUCGGCAUCUGAACAAUCAACCAGUGAGCCAGACCUUACGCUUGCGUUAAAGGACACUCUCGUGGCAAGUAAGUACGCAGGCCGUGCUCUUGCCGAAUGGGCGCAAAUUGUGUCCGAAUGCGAUAGCUUCUUCUCUCGGAGGCGUGACGAAGGUGUCCCUUGCGAUCGGAUGGUCGAAACCCCAACGCUGGGCGUUGAGAGUUUCAGAAAAUGA
Molecule: messenger RNA, 3471 nt
Organism: Aspergillus melleus
Lineage: Eukaryota; Fungi; Ascomycota; Eurotiomycetes; Eurotiales; Aspergillaceae
Exons: 3
Coding region: 1-3471 (1156 amino acids)
Source: RefSeq, a predicted model, not a curated record